AUCCUACGACCCAUGUGUGAGGAAGUACAUGUGCCACUUUCCGUAAGUGUUUUCAAGCAUGUCUCUGAACCAAAACAGAGGACAGCUUGACUUUUGCAACGCGUAUUCGCGGCAUUUCACUUGUGUAUGACUUUAAGAAUAGCAGAUUUGCCUAAAUGAGCUAUUUUACCGGGAAUUCAAGAUAAGGAGAAGAAGAAAGAAGCUACUUAUAGCGGCUCAGAAAGAGGAGACGAUGAUGGCCCGACCUUUCCAGCUCCUCUCCAUCCUCUCCAGGCUGCGUGCUCCUUCAUUUUCUGGAAGUGGCUGUCAAUUUGCCAGCAGCAAAGCCAGUAAAGCAUGGCAAAGCAUAGGGCAUAAACAUGAUCGCAGAGACAAACCAUCAAACAGAGCUUCAAGAUACAGCAGCGAGAUGCCUGAUGAGGAGGAGUUUGGUCUGGAGGAUGUGGAAGACAAGCUCCAAGCUUUGACUGAGUAAGUUUCACAUUUUAUUCAGAUGUAAAAACGCUCACUUUUUUUUCUUGUGUCAAAUCACCUCACCCUUUCUUUUCAGUGAAGAAAGAAGGAAGCAGAAGGCUGUGAAAUACCAAAUACUGGAGAGAAAGAUGACCCCACCAGGAGCUCCAGAGAGGACGCUGACCUGGGAAGCUAUGGACCAGAUCAGGUGAGAAGCUUUGUUGUUAUUCCAAUCCAACCAGCCACCCAAACAAAAAGCGUUUUCUCUUUCAAAGUGAAUACAUAACAGCAGUUUAAAGUAAUCUUUUGAUUUCUCAGAUAUUUGAAGCAGGAGCAACCAGAGGAGUGGACAGUAAAGCGCCUGGCUGAAGGUUUCAGUGUCAGCCCAGAUGUCAUCAGGAGAGUCCUCAAGAGCAAGUUUGUGCCUUCUCCUGAGAGAAAAUCCAAGCAGGAUGCGAAAAUUAUGGCAAGCCUCAGACCGAAAGCACUGCCUACGGUUGCAGGGACUGGGACAGAUAGGCUGAAGCUGCCUGGAAACCGCACACCAGCCAUGCUCCCAUCUGGAACCGGAGAAGAUGCAGCGCUAUCUGUGUCUAAUCGGACUGCAUUGAUUCAAAGUAAAAUCUCAGAGGAUAAAAUGCUGAUUCCUGCUUCCAGUGUGUCAACGCAGCUUAAAGCUGAUACUGACAAAGAGACCCAAGUGACAAUUUCAAUGACAAAUCUUACAGAGGAAGAGGAAGAAGAUGAGGAAAGCUGGGAUGGACAGGUGUUUACAGAGGAGGAGCUUGAACAGUUUAUCAGCAUGGCAAAGCCUUCCCCUGUAGUGCAAGUUGGAAUGGAAUUUUUUGACGCAGAGGGUAAUUUCUUGUACAGAAUCUGAGGCUAUUCUCUGUUGGGACAUAUUAAGCACUUGAUAUACCCUGCUCUAAAACUCUCUGAACAAAUACAAUUAUUCAGACCAUGAAGCAAAUUAAAAACAAUUUUAAGAGAUUUAGUUUGGAAUUUUUUCACCUGAGUAUUUCCAUACCUCUUUCAAUGUAUUCCUGCUCAUUCAAGAACAAUGGCAGCAAAAACAUAGAUUUUACACCAAUAAUCUAGAGGGUCAAAGUCUGAUUUAAGUUGUUCUUAGGGUGCCUAAUCAUGCUCACAUCAUCUGUCUUCAGCCAGAGUAUGUUAAAGCAAGUGAGACCUCUGUGAUCUGUGACAAGAUAUGAACACUGUAAGCAAAUUACUUGAAUAAAUAUGUUAGUAAGCCGCAGCAAACCCUGGUUUAAACAUUGACAAGAUGGCACGUUUAAACACUGCUGUUGAGUAAGAAAUAAUCUGACAAUGGAAAUAGAGGAAGAUAUGAAUUUAUUGGCAAACCCAAAGAAAAUUGCCUCAAAUAUACAGGAGAGAGAAACAGCAGAUACAAAGAUGUAGCUUUGUAUAUUUACAGAACCAUCACAAUGACUUCAAUUUAUACAGUAGUUUUAAACUGUAAGAAAAACGUGUUACCUUCACUUUGUGUAAUAAACAUCAUUAAAUAAGAAACUGUGAAGUGUCUCCCAGUGCAGAGCAGCUAAAUUAUAACCCUGUAUCAAAUCUGUUUUAAAUCAGAGUUGUCUCUUGUCAAAAAAAAAAAAAUCACAGCCUGAAUUAAAUGCAGGAAAUUAAGAAAUGAUCCAGUUAUUGAGAGCUAAAGCUCUGCCAAAUUUAGUUCAGAGUUAGCAUGCAGUUCAAUGGGAGCUCCAGUGACGCCGACAUUUUCUUCACUGCUCAAGGAUUCAUUUUCAGGCAACAAGUGCAACUUCAGGAUGUCUCUGACACACUGGAUGAAGCUAGAUGAACAGGAGUUGAUAUAAAUAAUUACGGGUAAAUGGAUUCUGGCCACACUCUGUGAGGGCGUCACAUCAUAUCCUCACACCAGGCACUUGUGUAACCACCUCCACUGUACUGCACUCUGAACCUGCCAGUCAGGAAUAAAUAACUCCUUUAUGAAAACAACUUAUUUAACACUCAGUAGACAAAUAAUUGUGCAACAAAUGUUUAAAAGAACAAGAGCCCUGUAAGACUUUAACAUGAUAUACCAGAGAGACCUGUUGAGAAAUGUAGCUUUAAAAUGACAGCAGUAUGAGCUUGAUUCAAAAGAAAACAGUAGUUCAGUGUGACAGACAAAGAUGAGGAACCUAAAAUCUUGUCCACCUUAAAUGUGAAUACCACAAAAAUAAACAGCGCUGCAACUUCUGCCACCAUGUCCAUUACUCUCCUUUAAGUCUAGGGUGUUUAUAAUGCUAUACAACAUUUACAUGACACAGUUUCUUUUUCACAUUGCUCCUGUGCUGUCUCCAAAUGACAUUGAUGUAUUUAUCUGAAUCAGAUGUAAAAUAUAUUUGAGAUAUUUACUAUCAAACUAGCUUUAUUUGUCAUUUUUAGCAUCUUUGAACCAAAGUUUGCUGAAUUCAAAAUUCGUGCAACAGUUCAAAAGUCAAUUAGUACAAAAAUUGCUCAGAUUAUUAUAAACAGGACUUGUGAGAACAGUGAUUUUUUUUCCAGUUUCAUCACUUCAUCAUACGGUCACAUUGAGGAAAAAUGUUCAACCUUUAAAAAACCUUUAACAUACAAACAACUUUGUGCUUUAGACGAAUUUGGGACAACUCUACACUGAACAGACACACUUGACCAAACACUUAUAUAAAUGUGCUUAACUCAGGGACAUCUCCAUUCAUACAGCAGACAAAUCGUUCCAGUGGGAUUAUUUAACAUGUACGGACAGUUAUUCUAAAGAUGUUAUUGCUAUCAAACCUGAUGCAAACGGUCAUAUCAAAUUUGCACCCUAAUGGGACUUUAUGUAAUCAAGGGACAAAGUAUUCAAGCUUAAUCUCCAAAUAACAAAAAGUGACUUCAAGGGUCAGUGCCCAAAGAAGGACAAUGCUAAAAAGCUAAAAUUUACAACUUUUGUCCACUUUGGGCACAUAUUGAAUCAACAAAUACUUCUCUUUAAGUAAAGAUUGAGAACGCAGCUUGAGAGACUUUUAACCAGCUACCAACAGCAACUUUUUCAACACCAACCAAGUGGAUACCAUGAGAUGGCAAAGAAAAAUGGUGUAUGUACAAUCAUAUGAGAGGAAAGGAAUGCAGGUUGUUAACAGAGAGGAGAAUUAUUUGCAAGAGUGCUCCCUGGUAAUGGAAAAAGCAGAACCUUGAUCACAACAGUGAGAUUUACAAAACUUUCUUUGCUUCAAACCCACUACUCCACUUCUCUAUAACUGCAGAAGUUCUUUGUUUCCUAACAUAAAUAACUCAAAGAUUCAAUCUGGAUCACUAC
Molecule: messenger RNA, 3760 nt
Organism: Xyrichtys novacula (pearly razorfish)
Lineage: Eukaryota; Metazoa; Chordata; Actinopteri; Labriformes; Labridae
Source: the annotation of a GenBank genome assembly